This is a messenger RNA of Prosopis cineraria, 1943 nucleotides long. RefSeq names its product NEDD8-activating enzyme E1 catalytic subunit. Gene Ontology annotation, biological process: protein neddylation. Lineage: Eukaryota; Viridiplantae; Streptophyta; Magnoliopsida; Fabales; Fabaceae. Gene Ontology annotation, molecular function: NEDD8 activating enzyme activity. Gene Ontology annotation, cellular component: nucleus; cytoplasm. The record is from RefSeq and is a predicted model, not a curated record. The transcript is spliced from 9 exons. Bases 127 to 1476 code for a protein of 449 amino acids.
CGCUACACGGCUAUAUCCCAAGAGCGUGAAAGAAAAGCUGUACUAUACAUUCCCCCUAGUGGGUGUGAAAUUCUCCGCGGGGUUUUUUUUUAUUUUCAUCGGAAAAAUCCCAAUAGAGCGACAGCAAUGGCGGAUGCCUCACUGCAACCGAGUCGAUCGAGGGAUCUUGAUAAGCUUCUUCUCAGGCCUGGUAAUCUUGUUGGUCCCAGGUUCGAACCUGGCCCUGAGAUGAGAGAUGACCUUCAGACAUAUGCCAGAGUGUUAGUAGUAGGGGCAGGUGGGUUGGGAUGUGAGUUGUUGAAAGAUUUAGCGCUGACUGGUUUUCGGAACCUAGAGGUCAUAGAUAUGGAUCGUAUAGAGGUUACUAAUCUCAAUCGUCAAUUCUUGUUCAGACUUGAAGAUGUUGGCAAACCAAAAGCUGAGGUAGCCGCUAAGCGUGUCAUGGAAAGAAUUAGUGGUGUAAAUAUUGUACCUCAUUUUUGCCGGAUUGAGGAGAAGGACAUAUCUUUUUAUAAUGAUUUCAACAUUAUUGCCCUUGGUCUUGAUUCAAUUGAAGCUCGUAGCUAUAUCAAUGCUGUCGCUUGCAGUUUUCUAGAGUAUGAUUCUGACAAUAAUCCACGGGAAGAGACUAUCAAACCUAUGGUAGAUGGUGGAACUGAAGGUUUCAAGGGCCAUGCUAGGGUUAUCUUGCCGGGGAUCACACCAUGUUUUGAGUGUACAAUCUGGCUUUUCCCACCUCAAGUGAAGUUUCCUUUAUGUACCCUUGCAGAAACCCCUAGAACAGCUGCUCAUUGUAUUGAAUAUGCUCAUUUGAUUAAAUGGAAUGAGGCUCAUGGUGGAACAGCAUUUGAUCCAGAUAACCCCAAGCACAUGAAAUGGGUCUACGAUGAGGCUCUCAAGAGAGCUGAGCUCUUUGGCAUUCCAGGAGUUACUUAUUCUCUUACCCAGGGUGUUGUGAAGAAUAUCAUUCCAGCUAUAGCUUCCACCAAUGCAAUUAUAUCAGCUGCAUGUGCACUAGAAACGUUGAAGAUUGCAACAGAGUGCAGCAAAACUCUGUCCAAUUAUUUAACGUAUAAUGGAACAGAAGGCGUCCAUACUAAAGUCACAGAUUUUGAGAGGGAUAAAGAGUGUCUUGUAUGUGGUCCUGGUGUACUUAUUGAAGUGGAACCUUCAGUCACUUUGCAGAAGUUCAUUGAUCUUCUGGAAGAACAUCCUAAGUUGCGGUUAUCACGAGCCAGCGUCUCUCACCGGGGAAAGAACCUGUACAUGCAAGCCCCCCUUGUAUUGGAAGAAAUGACUCGAUCCAACCUGGGCUUAAAUCUUUUUGAUCUGAUGGGCAAAUUAUCCAAGGAUAUUGUUCACGUGAACGGUACAACCACCAAGAAUGACCAGAAAAUCACCUGUCUGAGAAAAUUAUCAGUUGUUUUCAGGGGAGUUGAUGGGGUUACAGAUAUGGACACAGCUGGAGGAGCGUGACUUUGGUUCAGGGCUAUACAAAUAUGAAGGGUUUAAGAUUUAAGAGACCACGGCAGAUUACUAAUAUUGGUGAGGCAGGGAGAAUUAUGAAAAAGAUCUGAGUGUUAUGGCAUUUAUCCGUAAGAAUCAAAUAACCACUCAAUAUGGCUAUUCAAUUCAAAACCAAAUGAUCUAAAUAACAAUAUGGUUUGAUUAUUUGGCCGUGUCAGAUGAAAUUGAGGAUGGGCCAACUUCAUGAACUUUUACAGCACUUGGGGUUGGAGAUUUGUUGCCCGCUGGAUCUCAGGCUUGGCUUACCGGCAAUUCCUUUUUAUCAUAUGCUUAGUUAGAUUGGUGUAGAUCAGUUCCACUGGGGAUUUAACUUUUUAGCUUUUAUUUUCUUUGAAGUGAGACGCCUCUUUUUCUGAUGUUUGUAGUUUCACCUCAAUGGUUUUCGAGAGAAUGAAUAUACUAAGCUACUUUUGACA